AUGUCAACUCUCAACGGCCAUCCGGUGUUUCACGCAGAUGACAGAACCCAUGAUGGAUCCGAAUCUGUCGUCCCAACAAGUUCAGCGAUUGCCCGUGGAAAGGCCCUGAAGAACGCCAUGUCUUUCGUUCGUUCCCCGCCUUCUAAACCAGGACCAGGUUCGCCUAUGGAGGUGGGGGAAUACAAAGUGGAAUGUAUCUGUAACAGAGAUAUAAAGACGAUUCUUUGUCGGUCCUGUGGAAUGACUUUCAAAGGCCGAGUUCGACGAACCUGUCUGAUGCACCCCAACAACAUCCAUCUGAUGGACCUGGAGUGCUGCCCAAAUUGUAAGGCUUCCCAUAUCAAGGAAUUUGCAGAAAGCAUGGCCAGCAAACGUAACAUAUGA
Messenger RNA from Ylistrum balloti, 384 nucleotides. RefSeq lists its product as uncharacterized. The record is from RefSeq and is a predicted model, not a curated record. Bases 1 to 384 code for a protein of 127 amino acids. The transcript has 2 exons. NCBI's taxonomy places the organism in Eukaryota, Metazoa, Mollusca, Bivalvia, Pectinida, Pectinidae.